UUAUAAUAUACCCGUAUUAACUGUUUUAAUUUGCAUUUACCAUCAACUGCCAUAAAAUGUCUUGUGAAAAUCAAACUAAAAAACGAGUAAAUUAUACAGCUGAAGAGAGAAGGGAUUUGAUGGAAAUUCUUAGUAGGUAUCCUAUGCUUACUGGAAAAGCCACAGAUAACAAGGUGAUAGCUGUUAAGAGGUCUGCAUGGGAAAAAGUGACCAAAGAAUUUAAUAGUAUAGAUGGUCACUUAAUAGAGAGGACAACAGAUCAACUCAAAAAACUUUGGGAAAAUAAGAAAAACGAGUAUAAGAAAAAACUCGUUCAAACCAAAGAGAAAAUUCGUGGUACAGGUGGUGGUCCAUAUAGUAUUGAAACUAUUAAUGAAGAUCCUCAUCUUGAACUUCUUAUGGACACUGUAGAUAUAGAAUUACAAUCUGCUAAAGAUUGUGAUAGAAUAAAUGAAGAAGUGAUGAUGAAACCUGUAUUAGACACAUCUGUAAGAAUAAUAGAAGUGGGAGAAGGAGAUAUAUUACUUGAUGAGGAUGAGACAACUAAUCAGCUAGAAUAUGAAAUUGUAAAGAAAACAACUGCUGAAGUAGCAGAAUUUCAAGCUAUAACUCAGAGCAGGAAGAGAAAAGCAGAAAAGUCUACUCUGGAAAAGUCAAGAGGAGCAUUAGUACAAAAUGCAAUGAAUGAGAGGAAAAGGAUGAUGGAUAUUGAACAUCAAUGGAAAAAGGAAGAGCAUAACCUAAGAAUGCUAAUGUUACAAGCUAAAUUAGAAGCAUACAAAGCAAAAAGAAUGCAUUAUGAAAAAAAAUAGUACUCUGCAU
Molecule: messenger RNA, 822 nt
Organism: Sipha flava (yellow sugarcane aphid)
Lineage: Eukaryota; Metazoa; Arthropoda; Insecta; Hemiptera; Aphididae
Exons: 4
Coding region: 57-812 (251 amino acids)
Source: RefSeq, a predicted model, not a curated record